Messenger RNA from Mizuhopecten yessoensis (Yesso scallop), 7454 nucleotides. RefSeq lists its product as uncharacterized. The transcript is spliced from 8 exons. Gene Ontology annotation, cellular component: extracellular region. Gene Ontology annotation, molecular function: chitin binding. The record is from RefSeq and is a predicted model, not a curated record. Lineage: Eukaryota; Metazoa; Mollusca; Bivalvia; Pectinida; Pectinidae. The coding region runs from base 388 to 2559 and encodes 723 amino acids.
UGCUGCUAGGUAUGUAAGUCUGAAUGGUUGACCAUGCUAAGGUAAAGAGAGACAAAGUAAUGAAAUGCUAUCCUAGAUUCCCGUCAGUGGAGGUGAGCGGAAAAGUUACAGUUUCAUCAAACAUCUAUUCAUAACUACUUACGUUGGAAGUGAUUUGAGAGAGCCGUUAUGAUUAGGGUUUACAUUCGAUCUAUGUCGCUACAUAUUUGCUGAUGGCGUACGAUUUGUCUGAUGACAACGGGGAUUACACCUAUUAUGUUAUGACCCGUGGUUCGAUAUACAGAAGACGGAUGUUUACCAAAUCUAUUGAAGACAUGUUUGAAUCAACAUUGCUGCAAAAAUGUUCAAGAAUGGAAGAGAUUCAUUUUUGUAUAUGACUAGGAUAGCAUGGACCAAAUGAUGGAGACACCAGCUUGGGUAAAACGUUUCGACGACGAUUCAGAUUCUAAGCCUCGGCAUUCCACCUCUUGUGUUAUUCCGUCAACAUCUAGAAAUACCGAGACCUCGUGGAGUUUUGCAAGUCCGUCAGAUCAGGAUCUGAGAUCACUACGUAACUCACAUGAUUUCCCAACUGAUUACUGUGAUGGAUUAUCCACGGAUAAAGAGUUUCCAUGUACUCGAACUGUUCAAUCUAACUGUACAUUGGCAGAGGAGGAAAGGCGUAAAAAGAAGAGAAGACGACAAAUUGAUGACACAUCAGGGUACAGCACGACAUCGCUCAGUGAAAUGUCUGAGUUCGAAACUCUCACAAAGAGGGAACAACGACGAGGUCCAAGUAGCCAUCAGUUGUAUGUAGGGAGGAGACGUCAAUCUGCAACUGACGACAGAAGUGAUAAAAGCAGAGUGUCACAGUCUACAAGUAGACGUGCAAGUGAAGUGUCGAAGACCCAUUCAAGUAGACAUUUAAGUGAAUUAUCAAAAAGUUCAUCACGACCAGAAUUGGAUAGAACACCACACAGAAUUCCGAGAGUUCAUUCUACUGCGGAAAGCCUUGGGAGUUUACACAGUGGUCGGAGUGCAAGAAGCAAUCAUACUCAUCGGAGUAACCAUUCAAAAUCACAUACGAAUACUGUGCAGGGGAAAAUGGCUCGUUCAACAGACCAUAGCGAUCCUUUUGCGUUUAUACAACCUGUUCCCGAAUCAUGUAGUUCACGUUUGCGAAAGACAUUGAGACCAUGCAUGGGGGUGCUCAUCAUGCUAAUUUUAGCUGCAAGUCUCGGAGCUGCUAUUUACUUUGCUAUAGAAUUGAAAAAAACACAUGAAGAUGAAAUAGAAAUGUUAAGGGCCAAUUUAGCUGUAAAAAUAAAGAAAACGAGAUAUGGUAAACCACUAGAUGAACUGAUGCAGUCUGAUUUUAAAGGGCUCGCCUUAGACUACUGCCAACAGAUGGACAGGUAUUAUCAACGCAGUCAUUUUAAAUCCACGUACAGAGGCUGCGAAGUCAUUUCCAUCAAGAAUGAGCAUAUCAACUUUACUCUUUUCUUCAUGGAAAAAGAUGCAACAACGAAGGAUAUUAUAUCAGUCAUAGAAACUGCCGCGCCAAAAGUGGAUGAGUCCGGACAAUCCGUUGCUGUGGAAGAUAAGUUUGAAAUAGAACUUGAAAACGUUAAAAUAACUAUAGAGCAUAAACGGACACCUGUUUCGUUCAGUAAAUUGAGUAGCGACUCCCAUUCUGAAGAUGGAUAUCCAGUGAAAAACUCCAAAAAUGAAAACGCGAGGUCAGGAUCUUCCUUUGGAGGUGAUCGAAGCACCAGUAAGGCACAAACCACAACAACGGUGACCACGACUACUACCACACGAACAACGACAACACCGGCACCAUCUAAAACCGAUUUAGCGUGGACACCUUGUGCUUUUAAAAGUGGUUCAUUCUAUCCCCAUCCAAAAGCGUGUAACAAAUACUUCCAGUGUGAGCACGGCAAGUCUCGACUUCAAACCUGUACUGGAGAUUUACUGUUCGACAUCACCUCCGAUGUGUGUGUAGAGGACAGAGCAAACCUGGUGUGUCCGGAUGGAGCUGCUGCACCACCAGCGCCACCUACAAGUCCAGCUUCCGUUCGGAUCCAGGACACGAGCUCCACAACUCCCACCACACAGACACUUCAUCCAACGUUGCAUAGUGAAAACAGCAGGAAUAACAGUUCGGUGACGUCAUCGAUUUACCCAUCACGACCCGCUUACUCCCGAACACCGUGUGCGACAGGAAAACCUGGUCAACUUUUCCCCCACCCUGACAACUGCCUUAAGUUUAUCCAGUGUAUCGGACCUAAUAAGGGCGUGGUACAAAAAUGUGCAACAGACCUCGUGUACGACCCUGAAACCAUGGCAUGUAUAUUCCCGCGAAACCUUGAACUAAUGUGUCCUGAUCUUGUUCCUUGCGACGGAAUUAUCCGUGGAUAUUUUCCCCAUCCGUACGUCUGUUCAAAGUACAUUCAGUGUGAGUCGGGGAGUGAGGUUGUCCAGUCCUGCAACGUUGGUCUUGUAUGGGACCCGGUGAUUAAUUCUUGUGUGUUUAGAACUCCGUCGAGUAUUUGUCCAAAUGCAAACAAACCCGUGUAGUGGGACAUAUCUUUUAAUUAAGAAUAACACGAAACCAGCUAUAUUUCCAAUAUUCAAUAAGUUGGUGUCUAGAUGGUACGAAACAAGCGCAUUGAUUUAUAUGUACAUCUGUAUGAGAUAUGCAUGUAUAUAUGUAUAUCUGUCAUGUAUAGGUCUUAAGUGCAGGAAAACUAUAUGAAAUGAUAAUAACAAUAUAGUUUAAAAUAUUCCGAAAACAAUCAAAAUAAAUAAUACAUAUAGUAUAAUUUCUUAAUUACUGUGCUUUAUUCAUCCAAAUUCGUCAAUCAAUAUACAAUAAUAGGUAAUAAUCCCGACCACGCAACUUUCGUCACAUGUAACGAACAUCAAGAAUAUGUAACCUCUUAGUCCACGUUCCAUUUUUAGGUCACCUGAUCUUUGCCCAAGUGACCUAUUCUGAUCGCUUUCUGUCCGUCGUCGUGUGUAAACGUUUGACAUGUUUGGCUUCUUCUCACGAAUACAUGAAUGGGUCUCCACCAAUUCGUUAGGGACAAUUUUUGUUGGAAGAAGGUAUCAAAUUGUAAAAUUUGGUUUCCUGUCCCGUACCCAGGGGCUAGAACGGGGCUCAAAAGGACACAAAUAACCAAUAUUUAUAGGAUAAGUUUUCUUCUGGAAACCCAGAUGUACUCCAAACAAAUUCUGUUAAUGGAUGAAAAGUCAAUCAGGGACUUUAUCUUCUUUUUUUCAAUUUCAUUACCUCUUGGCCAUCCAUUCUCGCUUAGGGAGGGGGUAGGAUUAACUUUAGUAUAUAUAGGGAAAUUAUUAUGAUGCCAGAUGGCAAUAAUAUGGUACGAUAAAAAAUAUAUUGCCGCAUCCCCAGGGGAUGGAGGAGUAGGGACCAAAUGAGUAAAAUGGCAAAAGUUUAAAAAAACAAAGUCUUCUUCAUCAAACUAUUCUUACAUAGAAAGGUCCUUAGGUGCAUUAUCUAAAUUAUAAAUUCCAUCCCCCUUUCCAAGUCAUCUGCUUUCCAUUGGGCAGAGGGUUAAGUUUUACAGUACUAUAUUAAGUUGAAUAACACAGUUAUAUUUUUCUAAUGUCUGCUAGAAGAAAAUGUCUUAUAUUAUCUGCACUCAGGUUUACAAGAUUCCAACUUCCUUUUAGGAUGGCAUUGCUCUUAGGUGCAUUAAAUAUAUUAUUAGUGUUAUUACUAUUUGGUCAUCAGUUAUUCUUGGUUUAUAUAGAAGGGAGUAACACUUUUGACUAUAUCUAUUCCAUUUUCAGCAAGCAAUAAUUCAACAUUGGUAACAAAUCGUUUCAGAAAGUAAUAUCCUGACCUGACCUAUUUCCACAUCAAAUCUCAAGUAUAAAAUUAAGCUACCAGUAACUAUAAUAUAUAUCAGGUGAUCCCUUUGGCCUCUUGUUGUACUUACUUUCAGUUGAUAAUGCAUCUGUAUUACCAAGUAUACACAUGCGUUGCGGCAAGCGUUAUUUUACGGUUUACAGAAGUCUUAAAGAAUAAUAUGAUUUGUUCGUGUUUGUGAAGCACACCAAUUAUACGAUUACAUAGUCUAACCACGAUUGUUCAUGAUAUCUGGAAUAAAGCCACUUUAACAGUACUUAUACAAUAACAUAGUCACUCCACGAAUGUUCAUGAUAUCUGGAAUGAAGCCACUUUAAUAGUACUUAUACGAUCCGUAGUCACACUACGAAUGUUCAUGAUAUCUGGAAUGAGGCAACUUUAACAGUACUUAUACGAUAACAUAAUAACUUUACGAAUGUUCAUGAUAUCUGGAAUGAGGCAACUUUAACAGUACUUAUACGAUCCGUAGUCACACCACGAAUGUUCAUGAUAUCUAGAAUGGUGCCACUUUAACAGUACUUAUACGAUCCGUAGUCACACCACGAAUGUUCAUGAUAUCUGGAAUGAGGCCACUUUAACAGUACUUAUACGAUCCGUAGUCACACCACCAAUGUUUAUGAUAUCUGGAAUGAGGCCACUAUAACAGUACUUAUACGAUAACAUAAUCACUCCACGAAUGUUCAUGAUAUCUGGAAUGAGGCCACUUUAACAGUACUUAUACGAUAACAUAAUCACUACACGAAUGUUCAUGAUAUCUGGAAUGAGGCCACUUUAACAGUACUUAUACGAUCCGUAGUCACACCACGAAUGUUCAUGAUAUCUGGAAUGAGGCCACUUUAACAAUACCAUGCUAUUUUGUACCCAUGCCUAUACUUAAGCGUUUACUUACCUUCCUUUUGUAACGAUAAAUAUAUGUCUCUACAACAACUGACCCGUAUCACAAGAGCAUCCACUAAACAUUUAUGUUAGUUACGCUUAAUCAAUUGAUUAAUUAGUAACUGCUGUCUCAGGAUUGGUUUAACUCCUAAUCGUCGCUGUAAUAGGAUAUGAGUUUAUUGAUUUUUGGCUCAAUAGAUAUAUUUCAUCUUAUAAGCACUCGUUUCUGCUGUUAUAGUUGAACUCAUUGUUACAAGUAAUAUUACAUUUUACAAGUGAUUAGCUCAAGAAUCUUAAAGAACCUUUCAAAAUCGUAUUUUAAAUAUUAAACUAUAUUUUUUAGUAUAAUACUGUUUAAAUUGCUAUUUCACAUUACAUUUCAGUUUCCAUGAACAUGGGCACUGUGAGGGCUUUUUUUUAGAAGUACAAAAAGGAUCUUUCUUGAAUUUCUAAUUCAGGUUUCAUUGUCCUGGGUUGUGCAUAUUGAACUUUGAGACAGACCAAAAAAUCGAAAUGGCCAAAAUGCGGUCAACGUGAGUUUAGAGAGAUACAAAUGCUGGUGAUAUUGUUUAAGAAAGAACUGGAGGAACCUUUCUCCAAUAUUCUAUGUAGGUUUCCUUGGUCUGUCAUUUACAAAUUGAAUUUUGGACCGAUACUUGACAGGCGACCAUCUUGAAUUUUGAGUGUUAAAGUUUAUAAGCUCUAUUUCGAAGAAAUUCUAGGAGUGAUCUUUCUCAAAUUGCACAAUUUCUUUUCCAAAUAACUGUUGUAGAGUGUAUCUCAUUUUGAGAGAUUUCAGAAAAGCAAAGUGUCCAACUGGUUGCCAGUUGAAGCUGGUAUCACUAUAUUUAAGAAUAAAUCUUUUGUAGGUUUUCUUUUGGUUAUACAAAUGUUCCAAUUUGAGACUAAUCAAGAAAACUAGAUGGCCGCCUGGUAGCUGUAUUAGAUUUUGAUAAUAUCAGUUUAUCUUUUUCUCCAGAAGUCCAUUCUGGAAUCUACUUUGGCCCGAGUUAUGCUUGUUUGAUUUUGAUACUGAUCCGGACAAAAAAAGUGCCAAAAGGAAAAGAUCUAGCAAAUAUUUCCUGAAUAAGGAAGAUUUUCGUGUUUGUUAGUUUAGCCUCUUUGUUGGCUUCAAUUUGCUCAUUUAUUUAUUUCAGUACAUAUCUCAUACGACGAUCUAAUUUGAAAGGACACUGACAAAUCUUGUUUUCUGAUGUCUUUUUUUCAAAAUUGGUGACAAGACUAUCAAUUGAACAGAUAGGAGGAAACCUAACACUUAUAUAGACCCAAUCGCUGUUGUACUAUGGAAGGCGUCAAGCUCCCUUGUGGAUACUUUUGGUUUGUUUUUAGUUGGCAAAUGGGAAACUGAAAUUAGUUGAAAAUGAUAAAAGUCACUAUCGAUCUGUACAUCUCGGCGUCAAUAUCGAGAUAACAUGUCGGGUACAACAUUUCUAAAUACACUAUCUUGUUGUACAAUUUCUUGAUCAUCGAGUUGAAACACCUCCAGUCUAUGUAAUUGUAGAUUGUUUUGAUAACUAUUUUCGAGUAAUAAGACAUUACGGUACACCGGAACUGUGCACUAGUAUUAUGUAUGUAGGUAUGCACUCUAUGUUUAUAAACUCUUACAGUGAAUGUGUAUGCAUGAAGAAAUAAAUUAUUGCAUCUCGUUAUUUAACCCUAACCCUAACCCUAACCCUAACCCUAACCCAUCUCGUUGCAAUUUUGCAAUGACAUCACUUAUAAUAAAUAUUUUACAUUAUUGUAUCACGUAGAGCAUGUGGAUAUUAUGAUGCAAAAAUAAGUUGUCUUCGAUUAUGUUAAUGAAGUACAGACCUGGAUGGGAUUGUCUGGCCAAUACAUGUUGUUUCUUAUGUCACUGUGAUAUAGUAUAGACUUGUUAAGUUUGUGUUACACGCUUCUGUUACCAUAGACAAUCCAGCAGAUACAGUAGAUAUACACGUGUAUGAUCACUGUUUAUAUAUCAACUAGUAGUCACUUUUACAAUUAUAUUAAAGUGGGUAUAUUGAGUUGGUGCACACUUGUCUUAUCAUAAACAGGCUGGCAUAUUUAGUCGUUCCACACUUAUUUUUACCAUCGAAUAUGUUUGUGAUGCUCUUGUAUGUGUCAGUCAUGCUAGUAUAUUUACCUUUAUAGAUAUUUCAUAAUUGUACUAAAACAGAAAUGCAACCUUAAUACAGCGUAGUUGUAUACAAAAUGGUAUAUAUUUAGUUGUGUUAAUCUCUUUCUGUAAGUAUUAAUGCAUAAUCAAUAUGAAUUAAAUCAAAAUACACACGAUAGAUACAUCAAUGAAUGUGACGGAAAGAUGACAGUAAUAACGACGAAUAUGGACCCUGUAUUUAAUGCAAUAAUUUACAAAUACGAGCAGAAUUUUGAUUUCCUGCAAAGAGUUAUUUAUGUAUAAGCAUACAACUGCGCUAACGGCGUGGUUUAAGUUAAAUGUAUAAAGGAAAUAAGCCUUAACAAAACAAAACAUAAAAAAACUCACUCGAGCGCUGUUUAUGGCAUUCGUGAUCCGACAUGACAUUGUGUGUCAUCGUUUUGCACAAGCAACUACAUCACAUGUCUGGGUCACAAAUACGGCUUCCUAACAAACUCACCUGAAUGUGAUAUUCAUUUUGUUCUACUGACCAGUUGCUACUGGUGAUAUUAACUGUCUUCAAUAAAGAAUAUUAUAACCUUG